Brassica oleracea var. oleracea is the source of this 1179-nucleotide messenger RNA. RefSeq names its product nuclear transcription factor Y subunit A-9. The record is from RefSeq and is a predicted model, not a curated record. NCBI's taxonomy places the organism in Eukaryota, Viridiplantae, Streptophyta, Magnoliopsida, Brassicales, Brassicaceae. The transcript has 6 exons. Gene Ontology annotation, biological process: regulation of transcription by RNA polymerase II. Gene Ontology annotation, molecular function: DNA-binding transcription factor activity, RNA polymerase II-specific; RNA polymerase II cis-regulatory region sequence-specific DNA binding. Gene Ontology annotation, cellular component: CCAAT-binding factor complex. Bases 146 to 1057 code for a protein of 303 amino acids.
AAACAAAAAUAAAAUACUUUAAUUCAACUCAAUUCCACAAAAAUUAUAUUUUUUCUUCUUCUUCCUCCUGCUCAGAUCGUUCCUCUUCGUCUCCUUCAAUCACUCGUCAGACUCUUCCGAGACGGUGUGUUCGCUCUUUGAUUGAAUGGAAAGUGAAGACAUGCAUUCGAAGAAACCUGACGGUGGGAAUCAGAUCGUUUCAGAGGUGGUUCAUCAUCAUACAUCAUCUUCCUCCAUAAAUAGUUUAAACCCUUGGCAACGUGCUGCUGCUGCCUGCAAUGCAAGUUCUUUAGUGGAGGAAGCUGGAGAUAAGUCGAUAGCGUUGGAGAACCAAAACAAUUGGGAAUCAACCAAUGGGUCCAAGUCACCAUCUAAUAGAGAUGAUAAUGGUAACAAGGAAUCACCACAAGUCACAACCUCUCCCCAAGAAUCAGCUGGAGAUUACAGUGAAAAAAGUCAAGAACUUGUGCAUGUUGGCGUCACAGGACCUCCUCACCCUCAACUUGUUAGCCACACAGUUGGAUGGGCAUCCUCAAAUCCGUACCAGGAUCCUUAUUAUGCUGGAAUGAUGGGAGCCUAUCCCAUGGCUUAUGUUCCAUAUGGUGGGAUGCCUCAUUCAAGAAUGCCACUGCCUCCUGAGGUUGCACAGGAACCAGUUUAUGUGAAUGCUAAACAGUACCAGGCGAUACUUAGGCGAAGGCAGGCACGCGCCAAGGCUGAGCUUGAAAUGAAGCUAAUCAAAUCCAGAAAGCCUUAUCUCCAUGAAUCUCGGCAUCAGCAUGCUAUGAGGAGGCCUAGGGGCACUGGAGGACGGUUUGCAAAGAAAACAAACACCGAAGCUUCACAGCCAAAACCUGGAGAAAAGAACAAUGCUACUCAGUCCCCGACGUCAUCUCACUCUGACCAACCUGAAGCCUGGAAUGAUGAGUGUAGAAAACAGUCUGAAGAGAUGCAAAGCUCAGCUUCUAAGAGAAGGGAAGAAGCAGACUGUUCAGGGCAACAAUGGAACAGCAUUUCCUCAAACCAUACUUCUCAAGCUCGUCUAGCCAUCAAAUGACAUCUCCACUGGCAACUCAUUCUUGGCUUUCUCUUUGUUGGCUUAUUUGGUAGCAGCCAUUGAAGAGUCCUCUGUACAAAUACUUCUGUGUUUUUCUUCUUUUGGGAUAUGUCAAAUGUUAC